This is a messenger RNA of Symbiodinium sp. CCMP2456, 1105 nucleotides long. NCBI's taxonomy places the organism in Eukaryota, Dinophyceae, Suessiales, Symbiodiniaceae. The record is from the annotation of a GenBank genome assembly.
AUGCCAACCGUUUGCGUGACGAACCCAAGCUACCACCUGACUGACCACGAUUUCUACCGAUUGUUAACCGAGGCCGGGUUCACUGUACGUUUUAUCGAUCCAGAGCAGCACAACUUAAACGACGCCGACACGCUUCUGGCUCAGCUUGACGGCUGCGAAGCGACCAUCUGCAGCAUGGAACCCUACACGGCGGAAGUGCUCGAGCGAAGCAACCUCCGCGUUGUUUCUCGGUUUGGGGUCGGCUUCGACGCGAUCGAUGUGCCGGCAGCCACGCAAAACAAUAUCGUUGUCACUCGUACCGUAGGCGUGCUGCAGGAAUCGGUCGCUGAACAAACGCUCGCACUCUUGUUCGGCGUUUCACGCGAUGUCGUCCGACGCCAUCAAGCGGUUCUUGAAGGACGCUGGGGCUAUACCGCAUUUCCCAGGCUCGCCGGCAAAACGAUCGGCCUGCUAGGCCUCGGCUCGAUUGGACGCUCGGUAGCUGACAAGGCGAAUGGACUCGGCAUGCGGGUCAUCGCCUACGUUCCCUCUGGUACGCCGCACGCGAAUGUCGAGCUCGUUUCGCUCGAUCAACUUUGGGCCGAGUCGGACGUGCUGAGUAUUCACGCGCCGCUGAAGCCUGAGACCGAGAAGAUCGUCAAUCGCGAGACCCUCGCCAAAAUGAAACGUGGCGCGAUCCUCAUCAACACCGGUCGCGGCGGCCAUGUCGAUGAAGCAGCUUUGAUCGAGGCGCUGAAAUCUGGCCAACUGUUAGGAGCCGGGCUCGAUGUCUUCGCGGAAGAACCAACCCCCACCGAUAACCCGCUGUUGCAACUAGACAACGUCGUCCUCGCCCCACACAUCGCCGGCGCCGAUGACAAAGCCUUCCAAGACGUCCCCGUCACCGCCGCCCAAAAUGUCAUCGACCUCUACCAAGGCAAAUGGCCCGCUGGAAACAUCCUCAACCCUGAAGCGAGUGAUCUAUCGACGCAUAAGGAGCGUUCGAUGGCCUCUAAGCUCCACGACUUUCCGACGAUCAUUGCGAAGCUCUCGAAACGGGAGCUCGCCGAUUGUGUCGUUUGUGCGAUCGACGACCGUUACGGCUACGAUGCGGUAACCGAAGACC